This is a messenger RNA of Elaeis guineensis (African oil palm), 1904 nucleotides long. Its product is annotated as F-box/LRR-repeat protein At4g14103-like. The record is from RefSeq and is a predicted model, not a curated record. Gene Ontology annotation, molecular function: protein binding. NCBI's taxonomy places the organism in Eukaryota, Viridiplantae, Streptophyta, Magnoliopsida, Arecales, Arecaceae.
UGCCCGCAUCUUAUGGGAUGCUCCGGCGCCCGGAGGAAAAGCCCACCGCCUUUGCUCCACUCCGCUAGGGCAUAACCGCAAGCGCCCCUCGAUCGCCAUCGUCGCCCUUCCUGGGGCCUAUUUGGAUCUUGGACGCCCGCGGGUCGUAUCCGUCGGAAAGUAGCUAGGAUUUUUCACCGAGAGAACGAGAGAACGGGGGAACGAGGUCGUAGUUUCUUCUUCUCCGAGAAAAAGCAAAAUCCGUUCCUUCUGAUGGUUGAAUUCGAGUUUUGACAAAAUUCUGAGCCCGAUUUCUUAGAAGUCUUAAACACAACGAAGAGCGCAGCAAGAUAGAUGUCGAUCGGUAGGAUAGAAGGAAGCGGAUGUGGCACCAUGGAGAUCGGAAGAAGCCGCGACAGGAUCAGUGAAUUGCCCGACGCCAUUCUUCACCACAUAUUCUCUUUCCUCCCCACCAGACAACUCGUGGAGGCGAGCAUCCUGUCGAAGAGGUGGGCGCACCUAUGGGAAUCGACUCCCACCCUAUCAUUCUCCUCUGAUGACUUCGAUUCCACCAUGGAUGGUAGACGGAGGUUCACAAACUUUAUUGACACCGUCCUCCUCCUCCGCGAUGCGUCGGACAUCUCUACGGUCCGCCUUCGAUGGACGGGGGAAGGGAAAGAUUUGGAGCAAGCUGACAGAUGGCUCCGUUUUGUGGUGAAACGUAACGUUAAACGGCUUGAGCUUCAAAUGCAUUUGUACAUAGAUGAGAUCCUGCCGAGCUGCAUCUUCAAUUGCCAGUCACUGCAGGUACUGAAGCUGGAAGUUAUGUGUGGUUUCAUCGGUUUGCCUGGCCCCGUGUCCCUUCCUAAGCUUAAGAGGUUGGAAGUUUCAUAUGCCGAAUUCCUGGAUGAUGACUCAUUAAAGGAUCUCCUCUCUGGAUGCCCUCUCCUCCAAGUUUUAUCCUUCGAACAUUGUUAUUUCACUAGUUUAGAGAUUUGUUCCCCUGAACUAAAGAGUUUAGAACUAUAUGUACCGGACGAUGCUGACACCACGAUUCGGAUUUCUGCUCCUAAACUGCUAUCCUUGACCUACUGGGGCAUGGUGUUUCAAGAACUUACUCUGAUGAACUUGUCUUCUUUGACGUAUGCUUCUGUCUGCCUCUUUUUUAAUUCAUUGAAUGAUGAUAUUGAGGAUACGGAUCGGUGUAGAAGAAUAAGUAACGUGCUUACAGGACUUCAUAAUGUUGAGUCUCUGGAAUUCUUGUCUGGUGCCUUCAAGUUUCUCCUGCAAAUGAGAGAUCGUUCCCAGAGUCUUCCCUUAUUUCGCAACCUUAAGCAUCUGAGAGCAGGUAUUUCACUUGACAAAGAUGGCAUUACAGGGAUAACCAGCCUGCUUCAGUGCUCACCCAAUCUGGAAUUUCUGGUGAUUGAUCAAUAUAAGGUGCCACAGAAUUUAUGUGUGGAAGGAGGGUCCAUUGCCACUAUGCCGGAUUCAACUCGUCUGUGUCACCUUAGGGUGGUUGAGAUCAAUAACUUUGGUGCAACUGAACAUGAACUCAGUUUUGUGAAAUUAUUAUCUGGUAACAUAUUUUCAGCAGAAAAAGUUGCUCUAGUUCCAUCAAAGAAGAGAGAAUCAGGUGAUGAUGCAUGCAGAUGGAAGUAGUAGUACGACCAUUCAGCAUGAAGAGAUCCAAGGAUUGCUAACAUCUUCUAGCCUACCACAUGCUGGUCUUCAAUAGUCAGCUUUUACUUUUAGUUUUGUAGCGGAAACCCUGUGAGGAAUUUUUGUAAUUAUAUCUUACUUGGGAAGAAGUGUUUUUGCCUCUUGGGUACUGCUUUAAAAUAGCAUAAUCAUUAGCGAAAGAUAAAUUGCAGAUAUGUAAUCUGGCCUUUUGUUCUUUGAUAUGUCUUCCCUUUGAAUAUUUC